UCUCACAGCAUAGUCGCGUGUUGAACCUGGCCAAGUAGAGUUCACCGUCAUGAACAACGACGAUGAAGAGCUCGCAGCGUACCAAGCGUCGAUCAGCGCGCAAAAUGACCCGAGCCAGGGCCAGGAACAAAAGGGUGGCGCCUUCGAACGCAUGAAGGGCGAUGAUCCAAACUGGCGCGUGAAGACCGGCGAGGGACAGGCCACUUUGGCGGACAUCAAGAAACGCCGUCGCGACGAGUUGGAAGAAGCGCAGGAAGAAGGUGUCAGUAGGAAGUUCAAGAUUGUGAACUUUACCAGUGAAGAUAGCGCGGUCGUCGGCGAGAAGACCAUCAUCUCUCACUAUUGCUCUAUUUGCGGGGAGCACUGCGUCGCUGCAGAUGCAAAGAUCAUGAAGCUCCCAAGAAGAAGAACAGACAAGUCCUUUGCCCUAGAGGAGGCGAUGCACUUCCACAAGAAGUAUGCCAACUUUGGUGAGAGGAUAAAUCUCAAGAGGCCCAAUGGCGUGGAACAGCAGUACCGCUUCUAUUGCAGGCAAUGUCGUCAGCCCUUGGGCUAUCGACCGAGACCGGACUCGGAGACGUGCAAGUUCUCCUAUUUCUACCACGAUGCUCUGGUGGAGGAGCAGAGUCAUGCCAUCGCCCUCCGAUGAGGUGGGCGCCUGAGGAGAGAUGGUAGCCUGCUAUAGUCCAGUCAGCAGUGGCCAUGGUGGCUUCCCUGAGAAACCCCAAGGACCCAAG
Molecule: messenger RNA, 737 nt
Organism: Cladocopium goreaui
Lineage: Eukaryota; Dinophyceae; Suessiales; Symbiodiniaceae
Source: the annotation of a GenBank genome assembly